AUGUGCUGGCUGCCCGGGGGCGGCGCCGCCCACCCUGCGCUGCUGUGGGCGCAGCCGGCGCUGCUGCUGCAGUCCUUCUCUCCGCUGGUGGCGCCGCGGCACGCCGCCCAGCAGCCGCUGUCGCCCGAGAAGGCCAAGCUCGGCUGCGCCCUGGGCAGAGUGCCGCGCCCAGGUGACGUCACGCUGGCGGUGACGGAGGUGAGCGGCGAGCCGGAGGAGGCGCCGCUGAACCUGUGCACCAAGCCGCGCGCGCUCACCAUCUGGUCGCCGGGCAGCCAGUGUGAACGCGAGAGCGAGGGCGGCGCCAGGACCGCCCCGCCGCCCACCGCCGCACCCGCCGGCGUCACCCCCGCCGCCCCCACCACCGCCGCGGACACCGCCGCUGUGCCGCCGCAGAGGCCGCCGCCCCACGAGAGGACGUUCCAGUGCAAGCAGUGCGGGAAGUCGUUCAAACGGUCGUCGACGCUGUCGACGCACCUGCUGAUCCACUCGGACACGCGGCCCUACCCCUGCCAGUUCUGCGGGAAGCGCUUCCACCAGAAGUCCGACAUGAAGAAGCACACCUACAUACACACAGGGGAGAAGCCGCACAAGUGCGUCGUGUGCGGCAAGGCGUUCAGCCAAUCGUCGAACCUCAUCACGCACAUGCGCAAGCACACCGGCUACAAGCCCUUCUCGUGCGGCCUGUGCGAGAAGGCGUUCCAGCGCAAGGUCGACCUCCGCCGGCAUCGCGAGAGCCAGCACCCCAGCGCGCCGCUCACCUGAGGCCGCGGCGGCCGCCAGCC
Schistocerca cancellata (South American locust) is the source of this 785-nucleotide messenger RNA. Its product is annotated as zinc finger protein GLI4-like. The transcript is spliced from 4 exons. Gene Ontology annotation, cellular component: nucleus. Lineage: Eukaryota; Metazoa; Arthropoda; Insecta; Orthoptera; Acrididae. The record is from RefSeq and is a predicted model, not a curated record. The coding region runs from base 1 to 765 and encodes 254 amino acids.